Oryzias latipes (Japanese medaka) is the source of this 6830-nucleotide messenger RNA. RefSeq names its product eph receptor A4b (gene epha4b). Gene Ontology annotation, molecular function: transmembrane-ephrin receptor activity; ATP binding; protein binding. The record is from RefSeq and is a predicted model, not a curated record. Gene Ontology annotation, biological process: ephrin receptor signaling pathway; axon guidance; protein phosphorylation. NCBI's taxonomy places the organism in Eukaryota, Metazoa, Chordata, Actinopteri, Beloniformes, Adrianichthyidae. Gene Ontology annotation, cellular component: plasma membrane; dendrite.
CUUCUCUCUUCAAUCGCAAAGCUGCGCUCACCGACUCGACAGGGAUGCAGCGAGGGCGCAGCGCAGCCUGAAAGAUGGCACCACAACGCGUCCCGUGGAUCUAUAUGUUCCUUGCCCUCGUGCUUCUUUUGCACGCGUUGUCGCCAUCGGGAGCCUUACGGAAUUACCCGGAGAAUGAAGUUACUUUGCUAGAUUCAAUGUCAGCGUUGGCCGACCUCGGAUGGACAGCAUACCCGAACGAGGGGUGGGAGGAGAUCAGUGUCAUGGAUGAGAGGAACACUCCGAUGAGGACAUACCAAGUAUGCAAUGUAAUGGAAGCCAACCAAAACAACUGGCUCAGAACGCGUCACAUCAGCCGGGAGGGAGCGCAGCGCAUCUACAUCGAGAUCAAGUUUACUCUGAGAGACUGUAACAGCCUGCCGGGGGUCCCCGGGACCUGCAAAGAGACCUUUAACAUGUACUACUACGAGUCCAACAAUGUCAACCUGUGGUUCAUUAAGGAAAGCCAGUAUGUCAAGAUUGACACUAUUGCAGCAGAUGAGAGCUUUACACAGGUGGAUGUUGGUGACCGGGUCAUGAAGCUCAACACGGAGGUCAGAGACAUCAGCAAUUUGAGCAAAAAAGGCUUUUACCUGGCCUUCCAGGACCUUGGUGCUUGCAUUGCCCUGGUCUCAGUCAGAGUCUUUUACAAGAAAUGUCCACUCACUGUACUCAACCUGGCCCAGUUCCCUGACACAAUAACUGGGGGAGACACAGCCCUGGUUGAAGUCCACGGCAUGUGCGUGAACGCCUCGGAGGAGUUCGAGCCUCCCAAGAUGUACUGCAGUGCAGACGGAGGCUGGCUCGUCCCCAUCGGGAGAUGUGUGUGCAAACCGGGCUUUGAGGAGAACAAGGACGUCUGCCAGCCAUGCCGACCUGGAACCUACAAAGCUUCUGCCACAGAUGCCUUCUGCACCAAAUGUCCUCCCCACAGCUCGUCCCCGCAAGAACAAGCCGAUGAAUGCAUAUGUGAGAAAGGCUUCUACCGCGCCGAGUCGGACCCACGCUCAAUGGCUUGCACUCGUCCUCCUUCUGCCCCAGAGAAUCCCAUCUCAACAGCGAACGAGACCUGUGUCACCUUGGAGUGGUCCUCGCCUCGAGAUACAGGAGGCAGAGGAGAUAUCACUUACAGCAUCCAGUGCAAGAAGUGUUUUGGAGAGGCCAAGAAGUGUACACCAUGCGGCAGUAGUGUUCAUUUUGUUCCUAGACAGUUUGGUCUGUCGUCAAACACAGUGUUGAUCACCGAAUUGCAACCGGACUCCACCUACAGCUUUAUCAUUGAGAGCCAAAACGGCGUGUCGGACUUAAGUCCCAUACCAAGAGGGACUGUUGUGAUAAACGUCACAACGUCGCAGACAGUCAGUGUUGUGUUGAAGGAAAGGCGGAGCAAGGACAGCGUGACUUUGGCCUGGCAGGGUCCGGAGAGACCAAACGGAGCAAUAGUGGAGUAUGAGGUCAUUUAUUAUGAGAAGAACCAGCGGGAGCAGAACUAUACAGUUUUGAAGACUCGCUCCAACAUGAUGACGGUGGAUGGGCUAAAACCCGGGACCACCUAUGUCUUCAGGGUCAGAGCUCGAACUGAUGGAGGUUAUGGGAGCUACGGUGGAGAAAUUGAGCUGGAAACCAGCCACGAAGAUGUCUUGGCCAUUGGGGAUCCAAACCAGUCGACCAUUUUGGUUGUGUCCAUCACUGGGGGGAUUGUUGUCUUUGUCUUUCUGGUGACCUGCUUUGUUGUCAGCAGCAGCCUUGGAGUUCGCCCCCCCAGCAUCGUGGAUGUCUCCCUGCCUCUCUUAGCUCCCUCCCUUCAUCUGAUUGCUUUUAGGCAUUGUGGAUACAUCAAAGCUAAGCAAGACCCGGAUGAGGAGAAGAUGCAGUUCCAGCAUGGCCGAGUGAAGCUUCCGGGCAGCAGGACGUACAUCCAUCCUCACACCUACGAAGACCCCAACCAGGCUGUCCGAGACUUUGCCAAAGAGAUCGAUGCUUCCAAUAUUCGCAUAGAAAGAGUCAUUGGCGGUGGAGAAUUUGGGGAGGUGUGCAGCGGCCGACUGCGUGUCCAGGGGAAGAGGGAGAUCUAUGUGGCCAUCAAGAGUCUGAAGGCAGGGUACUCUGACAAACAGAGGCGAGACUUCCUGUCUGAGGCCUCCAUCAUGGGGCAGUUUGAUCACCCCAACAUCAUCAGGCUGGAGGGUGUGGUCACUAAAUGUAAGCCGGUGAUGAUCAUAACAGAGUUCAUGGAAAAUGGAUCUCUGGACACUUUUCUCAAGAAACAUGAUGGCCAGUUCACAAUCAUCCAGCUGGUCGGCAUGCUGCGCGGCAUCGCCUCAGGUAUGAAGUACCUGUCAGACAUGAGCUACGUUCACAGAGAUCUGGCUGCUCGAAACAUCCUGGUGAACAGCAACCUGGUGUGCAAAGUGUCUGACUUUGGAUUGAGCCGAGUUCUGGAGGACGAUCCCGAGGCGGCUUACACUACAAGGGGGGGGAAGAUCCCCAUCAGAUGGACCGCUCCAGAGGCCAUAGCCUACAGGAAGUUCACCUCAGCAAGUGACGUGUGGAGUUACGGAAUCGUCAUGUGGGAGGUGGUCUCAUACGGAGAGCGACCAUACUGGGAGAUGUCCAAUCAGGAUGUGAUCAAAGCAAUAGAUGAGGGUUACCGUCUUCCCGCUCCUAUGGAUUGUCCUGUGGUGCUGCACCAACUCAUGUUGGACUGCUGGGAGAAGAGCCGCAGUGACAGACCAAAGUUUGGACAGAUUGUCACAAUUCUGGACAAACUUAUCAGAAACCCAGCCAGCCUCAGAGAGCUGGCUAAAAGCCUAGUAUGCAGUGAGGACCCGUCCAGCCCAGAGUUCAGCGUGAGUACUGUGGAUGAGUGGCUGGAUGCCAUCAAGAUGGGCCAGUACAAGGAGAAUUUCUCCAGUUCGGGAUACGUCAGCUUGGACUCCAUCCUCUACAUUAGUGUCAGUGAGCUGGUUAAGAUGGGAGUGACUCUGGCUGGCCAUCAGAAGAAGAUUUUGUCCAGCGUGCAGAGCCUGCAGACCCAGGGGACGCACAUCCAAGUAUAACAGUUUUCCCAUGAACACAGUGAGACUGGAUGCUCCUGUGAAGGGUCUCCCCACUGAAAUGGAUUAGCAAUGGAUACUCUGCGCUUUAGCCUCCAUUGAUUUUAAGACACACUUAGAUGGAGACAACAUGGACGCUUGACUCCUUCACCACCUUGUGCUCCCUGUCCUCUGUGGACACUUCUGGCUUCAGCACUCAGAGUCCCAGCAGCACCAUCACCAUACUGGAAAAAACAGAGAGACACGUUUCCAACGGCAACGUCACGCCUUCAGCAUCCAAGAACAUUUCCUGACGUAUCAGCUUAAAAAAAGAAGAAGAAAAAAACGAAAAAUUAAAAAACGAAAAAUAUAAAAAAAAAAACAUUCUAGUGAUCAUCAUUGUUCGUGAUGUGUACAGUUGGCUUUUAUCGCCUUUUUUGUUUGUCUCUGAGAUAUAUCACAAUGAAGGAUUUAAAAAGGGUCAGAUGAUACAGUAUGUAUUUGUGCAGGAGUAUGUUAAUAUGGGCAGCGUGUGCCACAGCCGUAGAAAUGGACCUAACGUUUGUAUUGGUGGUGACGGUUAUACUGCUCAGCUAAACACAGGAAAUAUCACUCUGUGUAUUUACAGCCUCUUCUAUGGCUCUCUGAUCACAGAAAUGAGCCAAAACAGUUGAUGACAUGAAUGUGCUGGGGGUGGGAGGGUAAAGUGAAACUGGACCUGAGGGAUGUAGAUUUCGCUAGGUAAGAUGGCGGUAUGAUUUGUUUCAAAUAGGGUAUUUAGCCAGGACAAGGGCUUCCUAGAGAUUGCUUUCAAACACGCUUCCAUAGCAACUAGACAUAGUGUACGAUAAGUAGUCUGCCUGCACAUGCAAUGUGACUGCAAACAUGCAACAAAAAAGGAUAAGAUGUUUUUCUUCCAUUGUUUUUUCUGUGUUUUACAGUACAGAGUUUUCAGGACGUUCUCAAAGUUUUGCCUUUCUGUAUAUCAGACGUUUUAGGAUGGUUGGGGGUUUGUGGAAGGUCAUGCAGAAGUUGAGGGUUUGCAGGCUUGUGCCAUGUACAGCAACCUUCUUCAUCUGGAUAAUGAACCGCUACCCCAACUGUGAGCUUUCCUUUCAUGAGUCCCUGUCAUUGAAUGGUCAACACUAACAAUGAUUAGAGUGAUCUGUGUUUCCCAAAAAACUCUGCUUGGUCAAAUGGAGCCCAGUAAUGGAGCCCUCUAUCAAGAUAAAGUGUUUUUUUUUUAGAUGUGCCACUACUCUACCAGAAGGUAAAUCUUCCUUAAAGAAAGACGUGUGUGUCAUGUACAGUCUCACUUUUUUGUUGUUCUAACAAAUUUGAAUUCUUCAUAUUUUCAAACAAGAUAAAGUCUCAAAAAUAAGUUUACAGUAAAAAAGAAGCUUUUAUCCACAUUAGAAGGAAACAGCUGCUUCUCACAGCUUUAUGUAAAAGGAUCCUUUCUUUACACACAGUAAUAAUGACCCUGAGCCUGCGUUUGAUGUAUUGUAAAGCUCUUGAUUCAUGUGGUGACCAGUAGGACCAGUGGCAUAAAGUACAGUGUAUACCAUUGUAUCAUAAUGUAAAAUAUGUACAGUGUUGAUUUCCAAUGGUAGAAUGUUUGUAAUGAUAACAAUGAUGUACUUUUAUUGUGAGAAAGAGAUUUCCGAGGUUCUUGUUCAGGGGCAGGAGUUGCAGGAGGAAAGUAAAGAUUUGCUAAUCUGAAUAAAGGAAUGUAGCAUGAUGCAAAGCUUCAGCCUUGAUAGACAGGGGGCCGUGACUGCAGUGUCUAUGAUAGCGUUAGAAUGAGUAGAAUGGACUCUCCUUAUUCAUGCACUUACUAUAUUUCAUAUCCACCCUAAACAGUCAAUAGUUGCAGUUUUCAGCCAGAGUUUAAACACUUGUUCUAAAGACAAAAGGUGAAAAGGUGAAGGGGAAAAUUAAAAAAAGAAAUUAUUCAACCUUGCCACCUUUUUCUCCAUCUAUUAUAUCCACUUCCAGAUUUAGGUCAUGCUUGAGUUGCUGCACCUCAAAUCAAAACUCUUUUUAUUCUGGUCUUUUAGAGUUUAGUCUUCUUUUCUCAGUAAACAUUAUACUUUGUGCACUUAAAAAAAGAUUUUGGAGUCUAAAUCAGUGAAUUUGUAAAACUGGUCCCCCAAAAUGGGUCUAUAAAGAAGUCACAAGGAUAGAGGAUUGAUGGUCACAAGCUGACCAAAGGACUGUGUUUUAAAGAUGGAUCAGAACCAACUGUCUGGACAGAGGUAACAUAAAUAUUUAAGGAUUAAAAUAGGUGGAUAUUUAUUUUAUAGAGAUAGUUUGGGUGUGGUUCUGUCAAUGUAAUCAUAUGUACAUGAGUUCUCAGGCUUGACAAUGUAAGCACCCUCAUAUGGCAAAAACAAGCUUGAAAGAUUAUUGGCAUCCAACUGCUCUUUGCAUAGUUUCCAAAAGCCAACAGUCUCAAAAAAGGAACGCCCCAUGACGGUUUGGAGGGGGGAGGGUAGGAAUGGAGCUGAGGAGGUCUCUCCAUCCUCUAAAAGCAGCAGUGUUAUAGCAUACAAAAUGCAGAAACCAGAGCUGUUGAGCUUUGUUUUGUCUCUGUGGUAUUUUUGACCAAAGCAUGUCACGGAUACUUGAUUAAAACCUCAGGAAAUUUCACCAACUUGAAAGCAUGUUUAUGUCCUUUUGGAAAAAAUGCCGGACUCAAGAUGUAAACCUGACAAUCUCACCUUUAUGAUUAUGUUCCAUCUUCCAUGCGAUGAUGGGUGUUUUGGCCGACGUAGCAGUUAGUGUUUAGGGGUUAACUGCCAGUAGAGGGCAAGAAAAAGUAACAUCUGUACUUGUGUUUUUCUACCCCAGUGUUUUAUAAAAAAAAACUUACCCACUAAAAAUUAAGAAGAAAUUCUCCUUCCCAAACACUUUCACCUCUAUUUCACCUCAUCAGCUGGAAAAACUAAAAACAAGCAAAUGAAAACUUGUGAGAGUGCAAAAGUGUUCAUUCUACUCUUGCUAACUCUAUGAUUUCCUUCUAGCGGACAAUGUUUGACCGCUGACCUUUUAGAUGCCUUAUUUACUCAGCUGUUGUUAUUUUCUGUUGUCAUUUAGCUUUUUUAAUCAACAAUGCUAUUUAUCUCAGCUUAAAGUGGAGCUCACAUCACCACCGUCAUCUCAGCCCUUCACCAUCCUCUUCCUCACAACACUUUAAAUUCUGCAACCAAAAUUAAGUCAUCCUAAAAUACUUUCAAUCCUAUAGAAGACCUGUAAAAUUGAAAGACUUGAAGACCUUGUUUUCAAUUAUAACUGGCUUGAAAAUGGCUUUUGUCAUCAAGGGAAAAACACCCAAUGAAUCAUUAUAAAUGACCAUAAAAUAAAGUUCUGUUGUAAGUUUCCUUAAUUUUACAGAGCUUUUCAACUUUCUUCAGUAAGAGAGAUCAGACAUGCUUUUCUCUUUUUGUCACAAUUGUAUGUCCAACAUUUCCAUUGCCGUUGUGCCAAGGUUACCUGUGUGGGCUGGUUUGCUUGAUAUCAACUAAAGUGUUUGUUUCCAUUUUUCCCCUUAAAAAAUCAGUUAUUUCCACAAAACAAUUUAGAGACUUUUGGCUCACUGUCUCCUUUGUCCCACUCUCUCUUAUUCUUUGGCCACCAUUUGAUGCAUAUUUGUUUCCAUGCCAGUUUCCUCAGCGCUGCUUGUUGUAAAGGGUGUAGGCAUUCUAAUGUCUUUCAUGUUGCUGUAAUAAAUAUGCUAAUAUUUCUAAUUUCUCA